AAGCAGCUAUAAAUAGUGUAGCAGAGUGAAGUACCACACAAUCAUUCUCUUAUUAUCUUCUAAAAUACAUGAUGAUGAAGAAACCAAGCAAUGCUAUGCUUCUUUUUUCUUUUAUGUUUCUUUUCUUAGUUGACAUCAAUGGUUUUAUAACUGAAGCUCCAACUCCACAACCACAACCAAAUAGCAAGCAUCCAACGUAUGGCACCACCCAAGGCAGUCUUCAUCCUCAAGAGUGUGGAGGGCGAUGCAGCAGCAGAUGCUCAAACACGCAAUACAAGAAGCCAUGUUUGUUCUUUUGCCAAAAGUGCUGUGCCACGUGUCUCUGUGUACCUUCUGGAACUUAUGGAAAUAAGGAGACAUGUCCCUGUUACAAUAACUGGAAGACCAAGAGGGGAGGUCCUAAAUGCCCUUAAUUCUUUUUCUACCUGUUUUUCUUUUCUCUUUAUGUUUUUUUUUUGUUGAUGGGGUUAUCUCUUUAUGUUCAUAUAUGUAAUAUUUAUCAAUUCUUUUUUAUGGAAACAUAUACAAACUUAUUGGAGAAAAAAAUCAUAUGCAUUUGAUAAAUAAUCUCAGAAACACCGUUUGACCA
Messenger RNA from Mercurialis annua (annual mercury), 589 nucleotides. RefSeq names its product gibberellin-regulated protein 6. Bases 69 to 413 code for a protein of 114 amino acids. The transcript is spliced from 4 exons. Lineage: Eukaryota; Viridiplantae; Streptophyta; Magnoliopsida; Malpighiales; Euphorbiaceae. The record is from RefSeq and is a predicted model, not a curated record.